GUAGAUCUGAAAACGCCCCGGGUAAAUUCGUGUCAUCAUUUCGUUGCAACGUUUUUUUUUGCAUUAAAAGUGUUUUUGGAGAUUGGAAAUGUCUGCAUGUAAAGAAAUGAACAAACAACUUUUUGAUGCUGUGGAGAGAAAUGAGGUGGAGGCAGUCACUCGUUUGAUUAAAAGUGGUGCAGACGUUAAUACACGCCGUUGGUCUGGGAAUUGGACUCUUCUGAUACAAGCUAGUCAUGACGAUAGCAAGGAAAUGAUUGAGGUGCUAUUAAGAAGUGGAUCGGACGUGAAUAAGACUACCAAAUAUGGAAUGACAGCUUUGAUUUGGGCAGCGAUUAAUGGAAAUGAGAAGAUUUUUGAUUUACUCAUCAAACAUCAUUCAGAUUUUUUGAAGAAUGAUAAAUGGGGAAGAACGGCUAUUCAUUAUGCUGCUAUAUGCAAUCACGUGACUAUUAUAGAGAAGCUCUUUUUUCUUAGCCUCGGUUCCAGACGUAACUCAUCAAAUUGUAACCAUAAACUAAGUGGUAUUGUUCUUGUUGUAGACCAAUCAAAACCACCGCUCGGAGCGAGCGGGAAGUUCCUAUUGGUGCGGAGCGUUUCAUGUUUAAUAGCUUUCCCGCCCCUGAACUCGUCUGCAGUACAAGUGCGCCCAGACGCUCUCCCGCUCGCUCCUCCUACUUUUGACCCCAUAUACCUGUCACGUGCAGCGCGUACGGGAAAGCGUCUGGAACCGAGGCUACUUUUUCUUGGUGUGUCUGUUGAUAUCAAUGAUAAUGAAGGCUGUACACCACUGUGGUUAGCUGCUCGUAAUGGUCAUGUUUCUUGUGUUGACUUUCUUUUAAACCAUAGAGCAAGUCCUCACCAUAAAAGUCAGAAGGGAUCACCACUGGAUGUUGCUAAGCAACAUGGUCAUGUUGAUGUGGUACAGAUGAUGGAAGAAGCCAUAAGAUCGAAUGAUGAGGAAGUGCGUGUGUGUGAUGUUGAACAGAAAGAACAGAUGAUAAGUCAACUGAAACAAGACAAUGAGAAGUUGAAAGAAAAACUGAAACAAUCAGAGCAUGAGAGGGAAGUGAAAGAGAAGGAAAUAGAAUGUCUGAUGUCUGCUCUUGCUACUACUAGUAGAAUUGCAACUGAGAGAAUCGAGCAAUCAAAUGCAGCAGCUGGACAUGAUGCUCCUUGGUCUCAAGUCUCUCUUCUUGCCUCCCAAUUAAGACAAACUGCCUGACUUGGUCAACGUGGAGGUUUUUUCCGAAGUUUCUCAGACGUUCCAGUCUUUGUUUUGCACGAGGUCAGUCAAUUGGCUGCUCAGAGACCAUCCGCAUUGGGUGACUAUUUGGAAGUUACCGAAGUAGACCUCAGCACGAUACCCACCACUGACAUUCCAUCCGAAAAAAUUCGGAAUAUGAUCGUCUGCUGGAUUAACAAACAAGGUGAAGAUGCAACACUGGACAAGUUGUUGGAGGUGAUGCAGUUUAUUGGACUGUUGGGUGCCCUCAAGUCGAGACUCGCUGAGACAGUGGAGGAUGUUUAGUGAAGGACGAGUUGAUAUUAAUUGUUUGUCAUGUAGCAUCUCUUGUGUGUAUCCUGUGAGUCAACCUUGUUUGGUGUUUUAUUUUCUUUGGACAUAUAGGUAGUAUUAAAACUGUUUUUACCUAAUUAUCAUGUAUUGCAAUACAUUAUGUUUCUUUCUCUGUUAACA
This is a messenger RNA of Corticium candelabrum, 1699 nucleotides long. Its product is annotated as serine/threonine-protein phosphatase 6 regulatory ankyrin repeat subunit A-like. The transcript is spliced from 12 exons. The coding region runs from base 89 to 1225 and encodes 378 amino acids. The record is from RefSeq and is a predicted model, not a curated record. Lineage: Eukaryota; Metazoa; Porifera; Homoscleromorpha; Homosclerophorida; Plakinidae. Gene Ontology annotation, molecular function: protein binding.